Molecule: messenger RNA, 5359 nt
Organism: Oryzias latipes (Japanese medaka)
Lineage: Eukaryota; Metazoa; Chordata; Actinopteri; Beloniformes; Adrianichthyidae
Product: spondin-1
Biological process (GO): cell adhesion
Cellular component (GO): extracellular matrix
Source: RefSeq, a predicted model, not a curated record
ACAGAGGAAAUGACAUAACCAGAUGACCAAACUAAAGCAUUUUGCUCCAAUUUUGUUUGACAUAGAUGUAUUUGGUUGCAGGAAUGUCUUUUAUUCUUGAAGGUCAUUGGGUUGGGUGUCUUUAGGAGUCCAGCUAGCUGUGACCAUUGGCUGUCCGGCGCACGCUUUAUGAAACAGAAAGUCUCUCCAGAUGGGAUCCAUCACUCUGAAGAGUCCAGGCUGAUGCAGUUUGGUUUAAUCUCCUCCAGCUCUGAGAACUGUUGUCAAGUUUUCACACAUGCGUGCAAAGAAGGGAACAUGUGUUCUGCAGAUGGACACAAAGGUUCACUUGAAGCAGCUUCCUUGCGUGAGACAGAAUAAAUAGGGAUAACAAACAUCUCAUGGAAGAGAAAUACAAUGAAAAUAAGUCAAAACAUUGAAGUUAAGACAGAAUUGAAGACGCUCGAUGAAUCUGAGGGUCUAGACAUACUUCAGUGACACCUGCUGGACAAAACGCUCGUCCGGUAAGGGUGCGCGCAUCAGAAAAUUUACAAAACAUGUUCCUAAAAGAAGUUUAAAAGAAACACAAAAAAGAAAUGGCAAGUUAUUCACAAGAUAAAAAUACUAGAAAGACAUUUAAUAGUUAAAUGCACCCUUAUUGUAAAUAUAGCAUUUUUCCUGCAAAAUAAAGUUUGGGAUUUAAAGGAGGAUGAGUUUUAUUAGGUAAAAGUGUGAAAAUGUCAAUAAUUACAUUAAACAGAAACUUCUGUUUAACAGAGUAGCUCUGGUUUCUUCUUUUACUGAAUGUCUCUGACUGCACGGCGUCUCCAAAUUUGGCACACACCGUGCGCAAAGCUGAAGAUGCGCCGUUUCUUGCGCGAGGCUGCGUGAUCCAGGGAACAGCGGAGGGGAAGGAAGUAUCUCCACCUUGAACUUUUCCCUGCCUCGGGUCAGGGCGAUGAUCGUCCGCACCCCCGCACCCCUCAUCCUCCAGCUUAACUCGCUGAUCUGGGAUCCGAGAGCAGCAGCAGCUCCUCGCUUCUCUCCUCUCCCCCCUCUUUUUUUUCUUCUUUUUUUCCCCCAGCAGCGUCUCACCGCUGCGCGCACCAGACGCGCUCUUCCACGCCAGGAUGGACUCGUCUCGAUCUCUGCAUCCUUGACGCCGCUGUAGUAGUCCAGUUGGAGUUCCCCACAGAGAAAGAGAGCAGGAACAGAUCCCCCCUUUCCCCUGCAGCUGGACUUUAUUCCUGCGUGAACGGCCGCGGUGCGCUCCCCUGCGGCUGCAGUUCCGUAAUGGGAAUGGAUCUGCACCGGGUUUUUUUCGUCCUGAGUUGUGUGUACUGCGCAGUGGCUUUCAUGGAGGAGCCCUCCGGAGGCAGGUCGGACGGCUUCUGCGAGCGGAUCCCGCGGGCGCAGAUCCAGCGCACCCGGAAGGAAGGGCACCAUGAGUUUCGACUCAAGGUGGAGGGAGAGCAGGAGAACUACAAUCCUGGCACCACGUACAAAGUUCUCCUCCUGGCAACCAGCCCCGCUUAUUUCCGAGGCUUCACUCUCAUUGCGCUGAAAGAGGGCACGGAGGGCACCACGCCUGACGACUACAUCGGACAGUUCCAGAUUGUCGAUAAAGACGACACCCAGUUCAUGACCAGCUGUCCUCCUGCUGUGACGGAGACCACACCUCGCAGGCGCACAAAGAUACAGGUCUUCUGGACAGCGCCCCCCUCUGGUUCUGGCUGUGUUAUACUCAAGGCGAGCAUUGUUCAGAAAAGAGUCAUCUUUUUCCAGGAUAAAGGCUCCCUCACAGUUCGACUCUGUGAGAAAGAACCCGUGCAGCUUGACACCACAUCAGCCCCCCCCAUUGAGUGCUGUGCCUGUGGAACUGCCAAAUACCGACUCACCUUCUAUGGCAACUGGUCGGAAAAAGUCCAUCCCAAAGACUAUCCAAGACGUGCCAACCACUGGUCGGCUCUUAUUGGUGCAUCCCACUCCAGGAAUUAUGUGCUGUGGGAGUACGGAGGCUAUGCCAGCGAGGGAGUCCGUCAGGUGGCUGAAUUUGGCUCCCCCAUUAAGAUGGAAGGAGAGAUUCGACAGAAGGGAGACGACGUCCUGACUGUUAUAAAAACCAAGGCUCAGUGGCCGGCGUGGCAGCCGCUUAACCUACGAGCGGCGCCAUCAGCUGAGUUCUCGGUGGACCGAGCACGCCACCUCAUGUCCUUCCUCACUAUGCUCGGGCCAAGCCCAGACUGGAACGUCGGGUUGUCUGGAGAGGAUCUCUGCACCAAGGACUGUGGCUGGAUUCAGAGGCUCGUAGCCGACCUCAUACCAUGGGAUGCAGGCACAGAUAGCGGCGUCACAUAUGAGUCCCCAAACAAGCCCACCAUUCCUCAAGACAAAAUCAGACCCUUGACCAGCUUUGACCACCCUCAGAGUCCUUUCUACGAUCCUCAAGGGGGCCCAAUAUCACCCUUGGCCCGGGUAGUGGUGGAACGUAUUGCCAGAAAGGGAGAACAGUGUAAUGUGGUCCCAGACAACAUAGAUGACAUUGUUGCUGAUAUUGGACAGGAGGAGAAGGAGGAAGACGACACUCCCGAGACGUGCAUCUACUCGGCCUGGUCUCCCUGGUCGGCGUGCAGCAGCGCCACGUGCGACAAAGGCCGCAGGAUGAGGCAGAGGAUGCUGAAGGCACAGCUUGACCUGAGCGUGCCCUGUCCUCACACGCAGGAUUUCCAGCCGUGCAUGGCCCCAGGAUGCAGCAUGGAGGAGCCAUCGACAUGCAUGAUGUCGGAGUGGAUCAGCUGGUCGGCCUGCAGUGUGUCCUGCGGGAUGGGAAUGAGGUCAAGAGAGCGAUAUGUCAAACAGUAUCCUGAGGACGGCUCGCUCUGUCAGCUGCACACCGAGGAAACUGAGAAGUGUGUCGUGAACGAUGAGUGCUUGCCCAGCAGCUGCGUGGUGACAGAGUGGGGGGAGUGGGACCCCUGCAGCGUCACCUGUGGCCUCGGUAUGAGAAGACGUGAGCGCAUGGUGAAGAUGCCCCCCUCAGACGGCUCCAUGUGCAAAGCAGAGAUCGCAGAGGUGGACAAAUGCAUGGUGCCAGAGUGCCAUGCAGACACCUGCGUGCCUACGCCCUGGUCGGAGUGGAGCAAGUGCAGCGCCACGUGUGGCCGCGGCAUCCGGACCCGACAGAGGAUGAGGAAGACGAAUCAGGCCGACUGUAGGGAGGAGACAGAGCAGAAGGAGUGCAGGCUGCCCGAGUGCUCUAUUGACUGCAUGGUCUCAGAGUGGUCUGAGUGGUCCGAGUGCAACAAGUCCUGUGGGAAAGGACACACCAUUCGCACCCGUAUGGUCAAGCUGGAGCCGCAGUUUGGGGGGAGAGCUUGUCCCGAGACCAUCCAGAGAAAGAAGUGCAAGCUCAGGAAAUGCCCCGGAAAGCGAAAGGAAACCAGAGGUUGCAGGAUGCAGCCAUGGAGCAGCUGGACCACCUGCACCAAACCAUGCGGAGGAGGAAUACAAGAGCGCUUAAUGGUGGCCCGGAAAAGGGCGAAGGGCAGCUGCAAAGAUCAGAGAGAGAUCCAUGCCUGUAACGUUCAUCCCUGUUAGGGGGUACUACUGAGCUGCAAAGAGGAGAAAAUGGGGGAUUUAUGCAGGGCAUAAGAAAAAAAAAGUUCCUUAUAUGUAUGUAGAGAAGACAAAGAUCUAACGAGAAACGGAAAGCGAAGGAUAAACAAGUAGAAGCUGACAGGCUGUUUAGUGAAGCCAUUGUAGACAUGUUGUAACACAGGAUUGACUUUUGUUGUAGACCACAGUGGAGGUAAUGGAGAAGAGCACCAGUGUCCUCCAAACAUCUGAAUAACUAACCACUUUUUUAGUUUUUUGAGUCGAUUUAUAUUGUUUGUUUUCUCAGCAGGUCGUUUUUUUUUUGUUUGUUUUUUUGUAGAACUUACCAUAAACAUGUUGCUUUUAAUUAUUAAUAAUAAAAACAUGAUUACACCAUUUUUUCAGUUGAGCAUUUAACCUUGGUUAACAUUUUAGACCGUAAGCAGUCGCUCUGUAACAUUAUAUCCUUUUUAAUUAAACAAAAGAAAAUGACCUUCAAAUUAGGGACGCACUUCAGGCUAAGUAAAAGAAUCCAUCUAUUAAAAAACGUUUUUUUUUAUAUAUACCGGUAUGUAUAUAUACAGUAUGUAUGUACAUAUAUAUCUAUCUAUAUAUAUAGAUAGAUAAAUAUAUACCGUAUAUACACACAUGAGUGUCCCUUGCAUAGAGGUUGCCAUAGCAACCUGACAAACAUCCCCCAUGUCAAGACAUUAAAACAUUUAGAGGUAAAAGCCAUCAAAAAUUAUGAAAACUUUCACAUUACUUGCAAAAUGUUACUCACGGCCCACUUGACAACAUGGCUUCCUUCCCUCCUUAUAUGUUUAAACUUUGUCCAACAAGCAUGAAACUGCUACAUAAAAAAAUAGUUCUAAACUGAGCUUUUUUUUUCCCAAGAAAAACUAUCAAAUACAAUUUUACACACAGGCACAAUCAUUUAAAGACAUAUUUAAAGAGUUUCUGUGGAAUGAAUGCAGGAACUGUGACUUUAUUGCUUUUUUAACAGUUUUUGUUGCUGCCAAACAUCAAGAACACAAGUUUGUUUCAUUAUCAUAAACCAACAGCUGCAAAAGGAAGAAAUAAUCAAAAUUUUGCUCUCAGUAGCUGAAGAUAAUGUCUUUUUAGCCACACAACAAACAAGCAACGCAAAACGCAAGGAAUGCUUCUUUAAGGAAAGAGUUUUUCUUUUUCUUUUCUGUUUCUUCAUCCAAAACAGCCCUUUUUUGACACAGGAAACCUCCUUUGACUCCUGGAUGUAAACCUACUAUCUAACCAUGCAUAUGAACGACACUAAUACAUAAAAAAACAAUUUUGAGACAAAACAGGCACGCUUCAAUGUUUUUAUACUGUUGAGGUCAGUCCUUACUGCUGUUUUUCUGUCGUCUUAGCUAAUAUGGCGUUGAACUCCUGUUUUAGCAUGUGCAAUUUGGGCUUUUUUAUGCUUUUUUAGGCUUCAUUACCUGUAGUUAAUGUCUGCUUUGGUAGGAAGUCAUGCGGAUCUGCUUUGCUGCACUAAAGCGUGUAGAAUGUGUGAUUUAAAAGUAUUUGGUCUAUCAACAGGUUUUGCUUUACCAAUUAUUUUUUUACCUUCUUUUUCUGGUUGUUUUUUAUGACAAUUGUGUUCUGAUUUGCUCACAAUGUCACAAAUGCUUGUUAAAACUCCCCUAUUGGUUUUCUGUUGGUGAAAUCUCAGAUUUGACUGUUUUUUUUUCUCCCUUUUCUCUUCUGUACUGUGUAACUAUUUUGUAAGAAGCCACCUUUACAAUAAAAAUCUAAUUGUGAAACUUGU